GCGCAUUGUGCUGGUCUCCAUGGCGGGGCCUCGGAGCCAAGACGAGAGAACAUGCUACCUUGAACACACAAACAAAGCUGUCACUGCUAUAAUUUAGUUCCCCAAAGGAAGACCAUCAAUAAACAUGAAAGGACGUUUCUGAGGCUAAUAGAAUGGAGGAACCUGGACUUGAAAUGUGAGCCACUGCUUGAAGGUAUGGUGAGACCACCUGAUGAAGAAUCGAUUGCCGUUGAAGAGAUAGCCUGUUAUUCACAGUUCCCAAAAGGAGUGGGGCAUGCUAUACCACGAAGUGCCACACAACAUAGCACCAAGCAUCUAACCUGUAUGGACUCUGGGGAUCCUUCCUUUGGACAAAAUGAUUGCCCUAGCAUCUUGCCCAUUACUGCUCCUGAAACAGAUGAUUCACUCACAGCACAGGGUGUGCCAGAGACAAUGACUGAUGCACAGGCCCUUCAUGCAGAACAAUUUCAUCUUUUGGAACAAAAUGGGCAGCCUACUCAGUAUGACCCUCAGCCACUGAGAGAGUCUAAUGCACAAAUGACAGAAAUGGCGCAAGUGAUUAUACCUCAGGAGCCUCUUGUGGAUGUGACUAGUCCUCAAGAUGUCUCUGAAGAGAAAUCUCCUGGCAGAAGCUUACCAGCUGUAAGAGCAGAUGCUCUUGAAGACAGCACCAGUAAUUACAUUCUUCAUCCACAAGCAUCCCGUGUGGUACCCAAAAAGUCAGGGACCAGAAUGCUCGAAGAACCUUUGCUGGCUCCUCUUCAGCCACGUUCUUCUAACACACCUCUAUGGGCCUGUCGUCUUCGGAGUUGUGAGAAAAUCGGAGAUUCCUACCGUGGCUACUGUGUCAGUGAGACUGAAUUAGAAAGCAUCCUGACUUCUCACAAGCAGCAAACACAGAGCGUCUGGGGCACCCGCCAGUCUCCAAGCCCAGCCAAGCCUGCCACGCGCUUGAUGUGGAAGUCCCAGUACGUCCCAUAUGACGGAAUCCCAUUUGUCAAUGCAGGUAGUCGAGCUGUGGUAAUGGAGUGUCAGUAUGGACCAAGGAGAAAAGGGUUCCAGUUAAAAAAAAUCAGUGAACAAGAAAGUAGGUCUUGUCAUCUCUACAAAGCUACUUGUCCAGCCAGAAUUUACAUUAAAAAGGUACAGAAGUUUCCUGAAUAUAGAGUACCUAUAGACCCCCAAAUUGACAGGAAGAUAAUCAGGAUGGAACAGGAGAAAGCCUUUACUAUGCUGAAGAAGAACUUGCUGGAUGCCGGCGGGGUCCUUCGAUGGUAUGUGCAGUUACCUACACAGCAAGCUCAUCAGUAUCAUGAAUUAGAGACUCCUGGUCUCCCUUUGUCACCAUCGCCUUUUCCUAUGACUUCUCUUGAAGAAGAGGAAACUGUAAUCAGAGAUGAGAAUUGUGCGUUGCCCUCCCGUCUCCAUCCACAAGUAGCGCAUAAGAUUCAGGAAUUAGUGUCACAGGGCGUAGGACAAGUGUAUGCAGUAAGGAAGCAGCUAAGAAAAUUUGUGGAAAGAGAACUGUUCAAACCGGAUGAGGUACCUGAAAGACAUAAUUUAUCUUUUUUUCCAACUGUGAAUGAUAUAAAAAAUCAUAUCCAUGAGGUACAGAAAUCCUUGAGGACUGGAGAUGUGCUGUAUAACGCAGAGAUUAUUCCAGCAACGCUUCAAUGGACUACAGACAGCGGGAAUAUUCUUAGAGAGACUGUAACAGUUACAUUUGCAGAAGGAAAUUCACUAGGAGAACCAAUUUCAAGCAAAGUGGGGACAAGUCAGACACAGACUUCUUUGUCUCCAGAGGCACUUCCCUUGCUCUCCCCACUUUCUUCAUUUCAGCCCCAAAUAUUUACACACUUACAGAAGAGUUUGAAGUUACAGCCAAGAUUCUCCUCUCCUGAUGGCUCACAGGCUCUGAUGUCAGUAAAUAGCCAUCCCUCCCCCAGUCCUUCAGGACUCGUGGAUACAGUAGGGAAUGCUGUCGUGAAUGAUCAUCCUCUAUUGCUUGGUCAAAGUGAAAGCCUUCCAACAGAUAUGUGCCUAACCCAAAACAAUAGCUCUGCCUCUACCGUGGGGGAUCUCCCAGAAUCAGUUCAGAAUAUAGUUGCAAUGGAUCAUCUGGUCGAAGGAGAAGAUGCUCAGGUUGCGGGGAAUCUGGAAGGAAGUAUGAACAGGAUUCUGUUGGGAGAUGUGCAGACCGUUCCAAUACGCAUCAUAGACAGCCAUGCAGCUCUUAUUGAAGAAAGUCUAGAAGAUACUCUGUCUGUGAACCAAGUUAAACAAGAACCCAAAGAGCCAACACUGUCUAUAGCAGCAAAAACUUUUCUGGACUGUAAAAAAUUAUCUGCCACAUAAAUUUUUAAAAAGCUCUGGUCCCUUCUGAUGUCUUAGGUGAAGAUUGUCAGAGCAUGUCAGUUGCUGGACCGGAACUGGAUGAUGAGCAGCUUUGCCUUACACUCGAAUGCGUGUUGCCAGUUCCAUAUUUGUACCCCCUUAGGAAAUAUUUUACUUUACUUUGUAUUCAUAGAACUUUUUUAUUAUCCAGUAAGGCAAGUGUUUCAAAAGAUCAUCUGAACUUAUCAUCAGUAAUUUAGUGUGAACACAAAAUAGUUACCUCGUCCCUGAUACCCAGUUUUGGUUCUUACAAGAUAAAAAAAAAAAGCCAACAAUAAAAGCAGUGUGUGAGUGCAUGUGUAGGUGUGUCAGAAAAUUUAAAGUUGUGACCAGAAUUUUGAUGAGCUGAGAGAAUAUGUCUCAUCCUUUGGAAAGAUAGUUUUAUAUGGUAACACAGAACCGCCAGUCACAUCCCUAUAGAUUUACAUAAUGGAACAGAGCACCAAUCACGUCCCUAUAGAUUUACAUAAUGGAGCAGAGCACCAAUCACAUCCCUAUACAUUUACAUAGUGGAACAGAGCACCAAUCACAUCUCUAUAGAUUUACAUACUAGCUCAGAGCCACCAGUCACACCCCUACAGAUUCACAAAGCAGCACAGAGCUGCUUUGUGUCACAUUCCUAGACGCUGAAUUUGCAGUUUGCCUUGUAGGCUUUAUACUGUUUAACUGUAAAGGUCAUCUGUCAGAAAUCUCGGUGACUUGGUAAGUAUUGAAAGGUUUAAGUCGAAUUAAUCAAAUUAAUACAAAUAAAUAUAUACGACUUGUAUUUUAUAUGGGAUUGGAAAUAAAUCCCCAUUUAGGAACAGAAAGGUGAAAAUUCAGAGAAUGGAGGGCAACAUUAGAAUUCCCUGCUGUUUACAGAUCAUUUGGGGAAACUUUUGGUGGUAGCAGAAUUUUUUUUUCAAAGAUUCAGUUUUGACUAUUUAAAAAUAAUUUAAAUAGUAUUUACAUUUUUCUAUACCAGAGUUCUUACUGAAUUGAUAGGAUUAUGAUUUAUA
This is a messenger RNA of Psammomys obesus (fat sand rat), 3392 nucleotides long. RefSeq names its product calcium responsive transcription factor (gene Carf). Gene Ontology annotation, cellular component: nucleus. The transcript is spliced from 16 exons. The record is from RefSeq and is a predicted model, not a curated record. The coding region runs from base 196 to 2355 and encodes 719 amino acids. Gene Ontology annotation, molecular function: DNA-binding transcription factor activity, RNA polymerase II-specific; RNA polymerase II cis-regulatory region sequence-specific DNA binding. Lineage: Eukaryota; Metazoa; Chordata; Mammalia; Rodentia; Muridae. Gene Ontology annotation, biological process: regulation of transcription by RNA polymerase II.